Messenger RNA from Nematostella vectensis (starlet sea anemone), 1449 nucleotides. Its product is annotated as protein ABHD11. The transcript has 5 exons. The record is from RefSeq and is a predicted model, not a curated record. NCBI's taxonomy places the organism in Eukaryota, Metazoa, Cnidaria, Anthozoa, Actiniaria, Edwardsiidae. The coding region runs from base 130 to 1056 and encodes 308 amino acids. Gene Ontology annotation, cellular component: mitochondrion. Gene Ontology annotation, molecular function: catalytic activity.
CUUGCUAGGACCUCAAGGCGUGGUUACGUAAUACCGGUAGAAAAAAAAACACGUAAAAAAAUAAACAGACCGCGGGACGGUUUCUUUUCUUCUUUGCAUUAUUUGUAGUUUUUAGUCACUUUUUUAAUCAUGAUGUAUGCAAGACAGAGGGUUUUAUCUGGGUAUCGCCAGUUUUUGAAAGAGGAAUAUUUUAGCAGCAGAUUCGUAUCAAAUCAGAAGAGGUUGUGUUAUAUGGCAAGCUCGCCAGUCCAGCUCACAUACAGUAGGGUUGAGGGUGUGGAUAGGGACCCUGACCCCCAAGACCCGCCCCUUUUUAUAAUGCAUGGCCUGUUUGGUAACAAGAAAAACUGGAGAACAAUAGCUCUUACUAUGAAUGAAAAGACUGGCCGAGAGAUUGUUACAAUUGAUGCAAGAAACCAUGGGAAGAGCGAGCACCAUGAUAGAAUGAACUACACCCUUCAAGCUUUAGAUGCUCGUCAGCUGAUGUAUGAGCUGGAAAUACCAAAAGCAGUCCUUGUGGGCCAUAGUAUGGGUGGAAAAGUUGGAAUGACAUUUGCCCUUACCUACCCUGAAAUGGUUGAUAAACUUAUUGUUGUUGAUGUAUCGCCUUCUCGGUCAGUUUCCGAGGAUGACAUUCAAAGAUAUCUAAAUACCAAACUGCAGAUGGAUCUAGGGAAGGUUAGAAGCAAACAAGAUGCUGAGAAGAUGCUGGAGGGGGCGGUAAAGAGUCCCAUGUUGCGACAGUUCUUCCUCACUAACCUUGUUGCAACAAGCACUGGAUUUCAAUGGAGGGUGAAUUUGGAAGCUAUUGACAGGAAUUUGGAAGAGAUAAUGACUUUUCCAGAAGAGUUUCCUUAUCCAACAUUUGAGGGCGAUGUGCUGUUCAUUGGUGGAGCCAAAUCAAACUAUAUACAGAGAAGUGAUUAUGCCAGGAUAUAUAAACUAUUUCCCCGUGCCGAGAUCACAUACAUCCCUGACUGCGGGCACUGGGUCCAUGUUGACAAACCAAACGAGCUGAUGGAUAUAAUACUAGAAUUUCUUUCAAGGGACACCUAACAAUGACACUAAAUUAGGCUUUCAGUUUGGUAUCUUCUGUGAGAAAUAACGCUACAAAUUUUCCAGUCCAAAAAGAGUUUGAGUUUUUUUAUAUCAACCAGGAUGUAUCCAGUUUUUGUUAUGGGAGGGGGGGGGGUAUGGCGGCUCUCGUAUCUGAGCAUUUGAAUGAAAAUUAUUUAAUCUUUUCAAACUUAAAAUUAGGUACAGUGCAUAGGAAUGAUCAAAAGAUUUAGAUGUAUUUCUAGCUGCUGCAGAACACUAUUUGGUGUAAUGUCUUUUUUCAUCAUUUUUUUUGGGGUGGAGGAUUUUUUCGGAUCAUGAGUCCUCAAUUAUGGUACUAAUUAUGUAAUGGGCUUCUUAUACAAAAAGAUAAAAAAUGACACCUGACAAGAA